Messenger RNA from Caenorhabditis briggsae, 810 nucleotides. Gene Ontology annotation, cellular component: mitochondrion. The transcript is spliced from 6 exons. The coding region runs from base 1 to 810 and encodes 269 amino acids. The record is from RefSeq and is a predicted model, not a curated record. Gene Ontology annotation, biological process: mitochondrial proton-transporting ATP synthase complex assembly. NCBI's taxonomy places the organism in Eukaryota, Metazoa, Nematoda, Chromadorea, Rhabditida, Rhabditidae.
AUGUCAUCGAGUCUUGGUUUGAUUGCUCGUCGGUUUGUCUCGAAUCAAGCAUCAGCGUUGACAAAACCGAAAAAGUUUUAUAAGGAGGUGACACUGGCUAGUGAGGUGGAUGAGAAAACUGGCAACCAGAUUCAUAAAGUUCUUCUGGAUCAUCAUGUUCUGAAGACCCAAGGAGGGCAAGUGCUUAAGCUCGACUCAUAUCCAUUAGCACUGGCAAUUGCACAAGAAUGGUCAUCUCAAGACGAAUUUCUCCAAUUGGGUCAGAUGAGACUCACUGGACUCGCUUUUACUUCUCAGGACAACCCACUGGAACAAUCUGCUGACACCAUCUCGCAAAAGAUUCUUGACUACGUUGACGGUGACACUGUACUUUUCUUCAAUACCGAGAGCUCAAAACUUCACCGUUACCAGGAGGAAAACUGGGCACCACUUAUUAAAAAUCUCAAUUCGGAUCUUGGAAUUCAAGUGCGUCCCAGUGAGAGUAUUCUGGAUUGUGAUGUUGCGAGCGAGACUGAUAAGGACAAGAUUGACAGAUGGGUUCGUCAGCACAAUUUCCCGGCUCUCGUGGGACUACAGUAUGCCACAGAAUCAGUGAAAUCCUUCAUCAUCGCCUACAAUGCCAUCCGCCAUCACAUCGACCCAGAAACCGCCAUCGACGCUGCUACGUUGGAGCAGAGAACUCAGGCAGAAACGUGGGGAAGCGUUGAAUGGGCGCAUGGAUUGGAAAGAGAGGAACUGUUGUCAAGGCUGUCGGCGGCGUGUCUCUUUGUCUAUUUCAAUUCCAAUAAUUUCACUUCUAAAACUGUUUGA